This is a messenger RNA of Micromonas pusilla CCMP1545, 846 nucleotides long. RefSeq lists its product as uncharacterized. The record is from RefSeq and is a predicted model, not a curated record. Lineage: Eukaryota; Viridiplantae; Chlorophyta; Mamiellophyceae; Mamiellales; Mamiellaceae. The transcript is spliced from 2 exons. Bases 166 to 606 code for a protein of 146 amino acids.
CACCGCGGAGCGAGGACAGCGCGCGCGGGCCGAGGGACCCGAGGGAUCGAGGUGGAACCCUCGCCGCGCCUCUUAUCCUGUUCGACGUCCGCGUCGACGUCGACGGUCGCGGGCGGCGUUCGAGGGCGGGCGGCGGCGGCGGCGGCGGCGCGCGCGGCGGCGGUCAUGGCGUGCCGCGGGACGCGGUCGCGCGUCGACGGCGAGGAGAUGUGCACGGUGUGCCUGGAACCGCUCCCGCUCCCCGGUCCCGGCGCGGACGUCGUGUUGGUGCUGCACGCGUGCGGGCACUGCUUCCACAGGGACUGCGCGCAGCGCAUGCUCCUCGCGUCGCUGCGAAAGCAUCAGAAGCCGCGGUGCCCCAACUGCAGGGCGACGCUCGCGACCGCGCCGUUCGGGACGCUGCUGGGACAGCGGAAGCAGCCGCGGGAGAAGCGAAUGCGGAACAUGCGCGAGCUGUUGAGCGUCAGCGAGGACUACAUGAAGAGCAAGAACUGGAGGGUGCCGCGGAGGAACCCGCACGGGUCCACGGAAGCGCAGCGAAGCCUCGCGAAGCUGAUCAUCCAGACGCGCAGCGCGUUCAAAGACGAGUUCGGGUGCGAGCCUUGAAGCGACUGAUGACGCGACGACUUUCGCGCGAGCGAAGGAAGCCGUCUCCCCGCGCCGUCCUUCUUCGAGAAGAGGGCGGCGGUGGGGCGCGCCGGCGAUCGACUCGAUCGGCUAGAGGCUGGCCUCGUCGAUUCUUUUCUUUUCCUCCCGCGGGGGGGAACGUAUCACCCCCCACCCGCGCGGAUGCCCGUACGCGUAGCCUUAUUGGCGACUGUGAAACACAGACAGCGGUGUGAACCG